AUGGCUAACUUGCGUACUCAAAAGAGACUCGCCGCUUCUGUCAUCGGUGCUGGUAAGAGAAAGGUCUGGUUAGACCCUAACGAAACCUCUGAGUUGGCUCAAGCUAACUCCAGAAACGCCAUCAGAAAAUUGGUUAAGAAUGGUACCAUUGUGAAGAAGGCCGUCUUGGUGCACUCCAGAUCUAGAACUAGAAGAUACGCUGCUUCUAAGAGAAGUGGUCGUCACACCGGUUACGGUAAGAGAAAGGGUACCAAGGAAGCUCGUUUGCCCUCUAAGGUCGUCUGGAUCAGAAGAUUGCGUGUUUUGAGAAGACUAUUGUCAAAAUACCGUGACGCUGGUAAGAUCGACAGACACUUGUACCACGUCUUGUACCACGAAGCCAAGGGUAACACCUUCAAGCACAAGAGAGCUUUGGUCGAACACAUCAUUCAAGCUAAGGCUGAUGCUCAACGUGAAAAGGCUUUGAAGGAAGAAGCCGACGCUAGAAGAUUGAAGAACAGAGCCGCCCGUGAGAGAAGAUCCCAAAGAGUCGCUGAAAAGAGAGAAGCUUUGUUGAGAGACGACUAA
This is a messenger RNA of Zygosaccharomyces rouxii, 567 nucleotides long. RefSeq names its product 60S ribosomal protein eL19 (gene RPL19A). Gene Ontology annotation, biological process: translation. Gene Ontology annotation, molecular function: RNA binding; structural constituent of ribosome. Gene Ontology annotation, cellular component: ribosome; cytosolic large ribosomal subunit. The transcript has 2 exons. The record is from RefSeq and is a predicted model, not a curated record. Bases 1 to 567 code for a protein of 188 amino acids. NCBI's taxonomy places the organism in Eukaryota, Fungi, Ascomycota, Saccharomycetes, Saccharomycetales, Saccharomycetaceae.